Abrus precatorius (Indian licorice) is the source of this 2373-nucleotide messenger RNA. RefSeq lists its product as uncharacterized. The transcript is spliced from 3 exons. Lineage: Eukaryota; Viridiplantae; Streptophyta; Magnoliopsida; Fabales; Fabaceae. The record is from RefSeq and is a predicted model, not a curated record. Gene Ontology annotation, biological process: transmembrane transport. The coding region runs from base 1 to 2373 and encodes 790 amino acids. Gene Ontology annotation, cellular component: plasma membrane. Gene Ontology annotation, molecular function: transmembrane transporter activity.
AUGUGGCAAGCAUGUCUGGUAUCUGCAUUAAGAACAACCUUAGGAUGCACCAUAGUUGGUUGUGUCACUCUUUAUGGCCCUCUCUUCAUUCAAAACCUUGUAGCAUUCCCAGCAUUAUCCUAUGUAACAAUUAUUCUCAUUAUCAAAGAUGCCACUUUGGGAGAAGCGUUACGUGGGUGCUGGCUCACGCUGUACGCCACCAUCCAGAGCAUCUGUCCAGCCAUGUUGAGCUUGUGGCUCAUCGGGCCGACCCGGUUCUCCAAGGCCACCUCGGCUUUGGCUGUGGCGCUAGCCGCAUUCUUGGUGGCGCUGCCGGCUGAGUCAACGCAUUUGACGGCUAAACGAAUAGCUUUUGCUCAGAUUGUGGUGGUGUAUGUGAUCGGUUACGUAAAUGGGCCUCUCACUGAGCCCAUCAUGCACCCUCUCCGCGUUGCGGCUAGCACCGCCGUUCGAGCCUUGGCUUGCGUUCUCGCGUUGCUGCUUCCCUACCCUCGUUUUGCAUGUCAUCAGGUGAGAAAGAAUUACAAACUACUAACUCAAAACACCCUAGAAAGGUUGAAGCUUUUUAUGAAGGCGACGUGUGAAGAAGACAAUCCGUCGGCACUCGCAUCAAUCUCUUACGCCAUGUCUUUGGCAACUGCUCGAACCAAGCUUCUCCAGCUCGUCACACGCUAUCAAAAUGGCGUGAGUUGGGAGAGACCACCAAUUAAAUUUUUUAGAACCCGUCACUUGUUCCCGGCAAAGAGAUUCCAAGAGAUAGACACCACCUUGAGAGGGAUGGAAUUGGCUCUAAAGAGCAUCAAUUCAUUUCCAAUCAGCUUACUUGACGAAGAUAUGAAACAUGAUCUCAAUAGGCUAGAGCAUAAUGUUAUCCUAAUCAUAAAAGAAACCACACACAAUUCAUAUGGUGGUUCACUAACCGUUCCUGAACCCUAUGCAAAAAGAAUAACAAAGUUUUUCCAAUGCCUUCACACCAUUCCAACAACCCACCAAGAUUUACCCGUUUAUUUCUACAUUUUUUGUGCCAAACUUCUCCACAAGUGCUCAUUGGCCGAAACUGCAAAUAAUAUUCAAGACCAGCCUAUUCAAAAAAUGGGAAAUCCUCAAGAGGGUACGCACAAGUGGGCCAACUUCAUGACAAUAUUAAAAAGGCCACAAGUUUUGGCACCAAUCAAGUGUUCUAUCUCACUGGGCCUUGCAGUGAUAUUGGGCUUACUGUAUAGCAAAAAGAACGGGCUUUGGUCAGCACUCCCUGUGGCCGUAACCUUUACAUCAGACAGGGAAGCCACAUUUAGAGUCGCAAAUCUAAAAGCCCAAGGCACUGUGUUAGGAACUGUAUAUGGAGUCUUGUGCUGCUUUGUCUUUGAGAGAUUCUUGGCAAUAAGAUUCAUGUUUCUUAUUCCAUGGAUCGUUGCAACCAGUUUCCUUCAGCUAAGCCGAAUGUAUGGCCCAGCUGGUGGCAUGUCUGCACAGAUUGGUGCCAUUCUAAUAUUGGGUAGGAAAAAUUUCGGCCCACCAAGUGAGUUUGCUAUUGCAAGGAUCGUAGAAACUUUCAUUGGGCUAUUUUCCUCGAUUUUGGUGGAUCUUCUCUUCAUGCCCAAAAGAGCUUCCACGUGUGCAAAAGUGGCACUUUCUAAGAGCUUGGCCACACUUGAUGAGUCCAUUGGCUCACUAGCCCUAGCCAACAAAACCGAAUUGGAAGUAAACCACACGAAGCUAAAGAUGCAAAUUAACGAGCUAAGGAAAUUUGUUUUAGCAGCAGAAGUAGAGCCCAAUUUUUGGUUCUUACCUUUUCAUGAUGUUUGCUAUAACAAGCUUGUUGGGUCGUUAUCAAGAUUGAGUGAUAUGUUGCACUUUGGAGCUCAUGCAUUGAAGUUCCUACAACAAGAAUUCCAAAGAAAUGAGAAAGAGUGUGCGAGUGUGGUAGAAAGUGACCUUGCAUAUUUGAGGGAAGUGACUUGUUCUUCUUUAAAAAGUUUAGUGGAUAUUUUAAGGAUGAAAUCCCUAAGGUUUCUUGAGAAGGAGCUUGAGAAGAAGAACAUCACUAGUGAUCUCGAACUGGGAAGGUCACCAAAGUCUGGUGAUUUUUGCAUGGUUUCGGAUUUAGGAAAAGAUAGCAUUGAAAGAACAAUAGACUCUUAUCUCCAACAUUCAAGAAAUGUUGUUGAUCACUUGUAUGGUUUUGAUGGUGAGCUAGAGAUUAAGAGCCAACUUGUUUUGUGUUUAAGCGCUCUAUGGUUUUGCAUGAGUGCGCUUGUAAUAGAGAUAGUAGAAAUUGAAGAAGCAAUUAAGGAACUUGUUCAAUGGGAGAACCCAUCUAGAGAGGUUAAUUUGUACGAGAUAUCGUGUAAGCUCCAUGCUUUAUACACAUGA